CACCGCUCACUCAUCUAUCUCCUUCUAUUUCUUCUUCGGUCUUUCGACUCUUCUUUUUCUCUUCUUCUCUUCUUUUUUCUUUAGUUCUUCUUUAAUCAUCAUCCUCCUCAUAUUCGCCCUACUCUUGUUAAAACCUACCAACGCUCCUCAUUCUUAGUCUCUAACCUUAUACUUUUAACGACUAUACCCUAAUCCCUAGUUCAUAACGUAAUAAACAAAAAUGGCUGAUAUUCAUGAACUCAUUGAGGCCACCACGGAAGCAUAUCCCGAACAAACUGCUGGCAUCAGCCGUAUUCCUGGCAGCCCUACCGCCCACGCUAUUUGUCCUAUUACAAGCCUUGUCUCCUCACUAACAGCGCCCGCGACCCCUAGUCUGUGUCCAAUCAUUCUUGCUUCUACCAACACACCUUCUCAGGACCACUCUGUUUUCUCAUCGCCAUCAAUAGCAGUAACUACUCAUUCCUACGUGUCGAACCAUAAUGUCCCCUCUCCUUCUUCUUCUCCUGUCGCGCUAUCAACAUCCUCAUAUCCUUUCUUGCUGACUCAACUCUUCUCCCGGCAUGAGCCAUUAUCAUUGUACAAUUUUGAUGUAAAUCCAAACACCUCGGCUUUUGUGCCUACACUCCUCGCAGCUACGCUCUUUCAAGUUACGGGCUUUUAUUUGUUUCGUUAUUUUUCCCCCCGCCUAACCGAGCAAGAUCGCAAAAGUCUACGAGGUCUCUCUUGGGGCUUGACAUUGUUUUCAUCCAUUGUGUUAUUCACCGGUACCUUUGCAUCAUUGUCGAACUUGGAAUGGGGCUUCAUUACAUUGGUAGUCCACAUUUACUGGUUUCGCAAGUUUAUUCAGCAGCAGAUCCGGUACUACCGCGAAAGACAACAGGCUAAACUUAAGGAGGCUGUUCAACGCAUCGAACCAGAGUUGCAAUCUGCUCAUGUGGCGAGCAGCUGUAGGCUUAAGAACGAGUUCCCGACAGAUGGUCUCGUCAUCAAAGAUAAUUUGUCUGCUGAACAAGAAAAGGCCAAUGACAUAUCGGAAAUGAAUGCGACUGUUUUUGAUGUAGUUGAAGGGAACCACCAUGGAAGCCGUCGUCCGUCAUCUCGUGCUUCCUCUCGCAUGCCUUCGUUUGAACAUGACAUGAUGAGUCCUCCAUACGAAGCAUUGAACGACUCUGAAGCAGACACUGAUGCCGACAGUGAUGAGGCUGGGAUCGACACUUCCAUCACCACUACUACAGCCAAUACCUUUAACAUCCCAUCAAUAAUAACUGUUGAAGCUCCAGUAAAGACAAUGCAACAGCUUUUGGAAGAGUGUGAGCAAGAAGAUAUUUCCACUUAUGCAUUGUCUUUUCAGGGAGCUCUUGGCAAGGGUAAUAAAACAUUUUCUGCGAUGGCAAUGAAGCGUUUGAUGUCAAGUCAAGGCUCUGGAGCCGUACGAUUAAGUCGUCCUUCAUCAAUGCGAGAUGCCAAGCGAAGAACUGCGCUGGAUGCAAUUCGCUUUGAAGAAGAGCCCAAUGAGAUGAUAAGUAGUACCAAGGAAAGCCUGGCUCAAACUCAAGCUCAAACUCAAACUCAAGCACAGGUUCAGGCUCAGGGACCUUUGGCUCUUUUGAAUAGCCAACGCCAACACCAGAAUGAAGAGCAACUGGAUGGGGAUGCCACCGUCGUCCUACGACGCCGACCAUCAAGGAUGUCGAUAGUUGCGAGUCGCCAGACAAUAAGAGAACACCAAGGCCAACGAGGCAAACAAAGCUUUGGCACAGUUCGGGGUGUUCAGCAUAUCUCAUUCAUGGAAUAACGU
This is a messenger RNA of Lobosporangium transversale, 1798 nucleotides long. RefSeq lists its product as hypothetical. The transcript has a single exon. The record is from RefSeq and is a predicted model, not a curated record. The coding region runs from base 221 to 1795 and encodes 524 amino acids. NCBI's taxonomy places the organism in Eukaryota, Fungi, Mortierellomycota, Mortierellomycetes, Mortierellales, Mortierellaceae.